Messenger RNA from Pseudocercospora fijiensis CIRAD86, 2319 nucleotides. RefSeq lists its product as uncharacterized. The record is from RefSeq and is a predicted model, not a curated record. Lineage: Eukaryota; Fungi; Ascomycota; Dothideomycetes; Mycosphaerellales; Mycosphaerellaceae. Gene Ontology annotation, cellular component: Prp19 complex; spliceosomal complex. The transcript has a single exon. Gene Ontology annotation, biological process: mRNA splicing, via spliceosome. Bases 1 to 2319 code for a protein of 772 amino acids.
AUGCCGGUCGUCAAAGGUGGAGUCUGGACCAACAUUGAGGAUGAGAUUCUAAAGGCUGCCGUCUCAAAAUAUGGACUCAACCAGUGGGCGCGAGUAUCGUCUUUGCUUGCGCGCAAGACAGCCAAGCAAUGCAAAGCGCGAUGGUCAGAAUGGCUCGACCCUGGUAUUCGCAAGAUCGAAUGGAGUCGCGAGGAGGAUGAGAAGUUGUUGCAUCUGGCUAAGUUGAUGCCAACGCAAUGGCGGACUAUCGCACCUAUCGUUGGUCGUACAGCUACGCAAUGUCUGGAGCGAUAUCAGAAGCUGCUGGAUGAGGCGGAGCAGCGUGAGGCAGCCGGCGAACUUGGCUUGCAGGGUCAGGAGGGUGGAGAGACACAGGCGCCGAGUGCAGACGAUGUACGAAGACUGAGGCCUGGAGAGGUGGAUCCAGAUCCAGAGAGCAAGCCAGCAAGACCGGACACGAUUGAUAUGGAUGAAGACGAGAAGGAGAUGCUGAGCGAGGCGAGAGCAAGAUUGGCCAAUACACAGGGAAAGAAGGCAAAGAGGAAAGCGCGAGAAAGGCAGCUGGAGGAGAGCAGAAGAUUGGCUGUGCUGCAAAAGAGGCGAGAGCUGAAGAAUGCUGGCAUUAAUGUCAAGGUUACCACUAAGAAGAAGGGUCAGAUGGACUACAAUGCCGAUAUUCCCUUCGAAAAGGCCCCCGCUCCGGGGUUUUACGAUACUCAGGAGGAGAUGGCACAGAAUGAACAUGCUCGGGAGCAGUUUGACCCGCGAAAGCAACAGCUUGCGAACAAGCGGAAGGGAGAUGGCAAGGAUCAAGAGCAGCAACAGUCGUCCAAGAGACGGAAAGACGAUAGUGGCGCAUCUGCUUUUGCUGCUGCUGCCAAAGCUGGUCAAGCACAGCGAAUUCGCGAAGCAGAAAUGAGCAGCAAGCGAAGAGGCCUUGUCUUGCCUGCACCUCAGGUCAGCGAGGCAGAGCUUGAAGAUAUUGUGAAGAUGGGCAUGUCUGGUGAACGGGCACAUGUAUCAGCAGGAGCCAGUGAGAACGAGGCAACCAGAGGUCUCAUUAGCAAGUAUGACAGUACCGUUGGCGCAACGCCUAUACGCACCCCAAGAGCACCGCAAGAAGAGGAUCGCAUUGCGAACGAGCUUCGGAAUGCUCGUGCAAGAACAGAGACGCAGUCUGUGCUUCUUGGAGGUGAGAACACUGUCCUGGCCGAAGACAGCUCGACAACUGGCUACGGAGGUGUUGCCCCGUCAAAGCAAGCGCAUGCUACUCCCAACCCAAUGGCCACUCCUUUCAGAGUUCAACAGAAUGGCGUUGGAGCGACUCCUAUUCGAACACCUGCCAGGGACUCUUUUCGGCUGAAUCAAGAAGACGGUUCGAUGCAAUUGGUCGGGCAGACACCUCGUGACAUCCGACUACAUGAGCAAGCUGCCAAGUCAUCUCUUAGAUCGAAGCUUUCGUCCCUGCCUAAGCCUCAACAGACGGAAUGGGAAUUGGAAGCCAUGCCUGAAGAGCGAGACGAGUUCGCUGCGGCCGCUGAGCUGGCUGCCGAGGAUGCCGCCAUUCGCGACAAACGCAACGCUCAAAUCGCCCAUGCCAAAGCGCUCGCAGACUUCCGAAGACAGACACGGGUUGUUCAAAAAGGUCUUCCAAGACCCAAGGUUGUGGACAUUGAUGCAAUGCUCAAAGCAGCUCGAAAAAUCUCAGAUCCUAUCGAACGAAGCAUUGCAGAAGAGGCGGCGCUUCUUAUGGCUCAUGACGCAACGAAGUUCGGUGGAGCCAAAGUAUCAGGAAAAGCCAGAAGUAUUGCUGAGAUCGAUGAAGUCUUGAUGCAGAAUGCCAAUAUGGAAGUAGUCCUCGAGAUGGGCCAAGACACAGAUCGAGCACUUUUCGGCAAAGCCUUUGAAGCUGAAUGGGAGCGAGCACAUGCAGGGACGGUACUUCCUGGACUUGCUGGGUAUGCGGAAGAUGAGCUUGAUGAGGAACAACUUCUCGUCGAGUCCUUCGAUAACAUCAAUGAAGCUAUCACUCAAGUCUCGGAGAAAGGUAGCGCGGUUGAGAAGAAGCUCGCUAAGCAUCAAGGUGGAUAUGUGGCGAGGCAGAAGACUUUGCGGGGUAAGAUUCUGGAAGCUGCAAAUGCUUUGGAGAAGACGAAACUUGAGACGGAGGUAGGGAGGUUGAAGAUUAUGGGAGAGGAAGCGGGCAUGGUUGGACGGCUUGAAGCGCUACGAGAUGAAGUGGCUUUGGUUUCCAGGCGUGAAAGAGAAGCUCAGGAUACUUAUCGGGCGCAGAAAGAUGAGCUGGAGGCAUUGGGCUGA